Messenger RNA from Didymella exigua CBS 183.55, 792 nucleotides. RefSeq lists its product as uncharacterized. Lineage: Eukaryota; Fungi; Ascomycota; Dothideomycetes; Pleosporales; Didymellaceae. Bases 114 to 572 code for a protein of 152 amino acids. The transcript has a single exon. The record is from RefSeq and is a predicted model, not a curated record.
CCAGUAGAUGGCAUUGUUCGUGUGCAUGGUAUGUGGCCGUUGGUUGUACUUCGGAUGCUUGAUCAAUUCCAGCGUAAUGGUCUGGGGCCACCGGCCUAUGGGACCUAACCGGCAUGCGGCCCGAUUCGAUUUGGUCGCUCGUCAUAGGAUCGAUCUGCAUGCCGUGGUCGAUGUGUAUGUACUAUACAUGGAAGCAUCUGCACAGCAUUUUGAUACACUUCAACGCCGCGCGUGCCCCGGCAUGUAAGUGGCCCUUUGCCCUUCCCCUCGCCGAACCCCGAUGCCCAUUCUGGCUUGCGAUAGCCAGUUGCGAAGUGGGUCAAGCCUCCCAGCGGGGAAGCGGAAAUCCAGCCAAAUGUCUGGAAAGUACACAGGUACCCCGCCCAACGAGACAGCGCGCAUAUCAAUAUCAGGCCUGUCAUGGAUUCUGUUCCUGGCAGAUAACAUGUAGACGAAUGGGAUGCCGCGCUUACCGAGGGUACUUGUGGUGGUACUACCGCGACGUGGGUCACGAUGUGUGGGCUGCUGAUUUUGUGAAAGAUCACUCGAAAAGCCUGUUGUUCAAACAGUAAUGCGUCCCAUGGCGCUCAAAUCGGUGAAGAACGAUCCAGCAAAAGCGAACGAUGCAUGCUACUGCGAAAUGACGAGGUCGCACCUACAUCGAGUGCGGAGAAGAGCUUCAUUGUUGACUGCCCAUGGUCGUCCUCAACGAGACAGAAGUGAGCUCCGUUAAGCAUCUGAUCGUUGACUGGAAGAUGACCAGAGUAUGUGGAGGCUGAAGAAUCACUCUUC